CCGUGAUUGGUCGGCCAAAGGGCAAAGUGAAACGUCCAGCCAAUCCGAGUGCGCACUUUCGGCCAGCGACCACACAUGGAGGGCGACGCGUUGGCGACAAACGACCUCCUCGAUGCGGCGAUCGUCAACAGCAUCCUCGCGCCCGCGCCGUCGAGUGAGCCAAUGCACUACCAGCAGCGCCAAAAGCUCGAGCUCGCGUACCUCCGGCAACAAGCCGCCGACUUGAAGCUCCAGCUCGACGCGCUUACCAACACCAAGGCACUGCAAGUGGAGAGUAGCGGCAACCAUUGGGAAAAAGUCGCGCGCAACCAAAAACUGGCAUCGGAAAUGGCGACACUUGAGAACGCCCGCCUCAAACGGGUCAUGGAAGACCAGAUCACGCUGGCAUCAGCCCUCGAAAAAGUGCUGGCCAAGCGCCCGCGGCUCGCGGCAACGCCGACGAUGGACAUGGCUGACUGGAAGCUGCGCCGCCUCCCGACAGAUCCCACGCGCCGCGCCACGGCCUUUCACGCGAUCGUGGACGAUGCGUACCAAGCCCUCGAAACAAUGUAUGUGCGAAGUGGUAUCUGGGACGACCCACCGGGGCACCGGUCACUGGGGAUCUCGGAAGACAAUGACAUGAUUCUCGUCUCCAUCAAAAGCGUGGUCAACGUCAUUGGACCGUAUUUGGAGGUUGGCGACCGCUUCUGGUCCGUCUGGAAUGCGUCUGGCGCACCCACGUCACACCACUUGCGCCUCGAGAUUGUGGACCGGUUUGGUGAGAACGGCGUCUAUGUUCGCAUGAGCGUUAGCCUCGAUGCGACGAUGCCGUGCAUGUAUCUCAUGUACGCGAUCAAGCGCUACGUGCUUGGCGACCGCGUCAUUAUCGUCCAGAAAACCAUCCUCGACGACGAGUCGCAUCCUGUGCCCCCCGGCGUUCUCGUCGGCAACUACUCGGCGUGUAUGGUUGCCCAAGCGAUCGGACCCGAUUUAACGUCGCGUCGCGUCGUCGUCCAGGGUAAAUUGCCUGCCCAACCCCCGAUGGAGAACCCUUUGCGCCACCAAAACCUCCACGUGAGCGACGCCGUCCUCAAGAUGGUCCGCCUUGUCUUUGACACGCUCGAGCAACUCUUUAGCUAAGCGUAUAACCCCUGCGUGCGUCUCUGUUGUGUUGACA
Molecule: messenger RNA, 1156 nt
Organism: Saprolegnia diclina VS20
Lineage: Eukaryota; Oomycota; Saprolegniomycetes; Saprolegniales; Saprolegniaceae
Exons: 4
Coding region: 76-1119 (347 amino acids)
Source: RefSeq, a predicted model, not a curated record